Cladocopium goreaui is the source of this 1008-nucleotide messenger RNA. The record is from the annotation of a GenBank genome assembly. NCBI's taxonomy places the organism in Eukaryota, Dinophyceae, Suessiales, Symbiodiniaceae.
GUGGGUGUGGUGGGCGCCACGGGCGCUGUCGGAGAAGAAAUGAUCGAGGUGUUGCAUGCCCGGCAGUUCCCAUUGACUGAGUUGGUCCUUUUGGCCUCCGAACGCUCAGCUGGCAAGAGCAUGGCCACGGCCUACGGAGAGAAGCAGGUAGAGGCCUUUAGCGUGGAACGAGCGCAGUCCUGUGACUUUGUGCUGAUGGCAGUCUCGGGCAGCUUCAGUACUGAGUUCUCCCCUCAGAUUACGGGCAAUGGCAAGACCGUGGUCAUUGACAACUCCAGCGCCUUCAGAUAUCAUGAGGAUGUGCCGUUGGUGGUUCCAGAGAUCAAUGAGUCUGCGAUGGAUGGCAAGCUGUUGAUCGCGAACCCCAACUGCACCACGGCCAUUGCUGCUAUGGCGCUCUGGCCGCUGCACCAACACUUCAAGCUGAAAAAAAUCAUCGUUUCGACCUACCAGGCCGCCAGUGGAGCUGGCGCGCAAGGGAUGACAGAACUGGAGGAGGGGACGCGGCAAGCGCUGGAGGGGAAGGUCUUUCCCAAUGAGGUUUUUGCCCAUCCCUUGCCCUUCAACGUCAUUCCACACAUCGACAGUUUUCAGAGCAACGGCUACACCAAGGAAGAGAUGAAAGUGGUGUGGGAGACCCAAAAAAUCUUCGGUGACAAGAGUCUCGCCUGCAGCUGCACCGCCGUGCGCAUUCCCACCAAGCGUGCACAUUCCGAAGCCAUCACCAUCGAGACUGAGAAGGAGGUGUCGCCUGAGGCCGCCAUGGAAGUUUUGAGCACGGCGCCGGGAGUGCAGGUGGUGGACAAUCCAGCCGAGAAAUCGUAUCCCAUGCCACUCACCGCCACUAAGAAGUACGACGUGGAGGUGGGUCGGAUUCGGCGCUCGCUGGUGUUUCAGCCUUGCGGGCUGGAUCUCUUUGUGUCAGGCGACCAACUGCUGCGGGGCGCGGCGCUCAACGCGGUGCUGAUCGCCGAAGCCAAGCUGUUGAAGAUGCCGCGAUGAGCAAAA